GUGAUGCUGCUGCUUCUGCCGCCUCGACUGCUGAUACUCUAGUGAGGCUGGAAGGGUGGUUCCUAUUCGCACCGUCGCCAACCAGAGAGUGAAGGAAAAAAAUCCCAGCAGCCGCUGCUGAUGUUCGGUUCGGAGGCUGCAUCUGACUCGGUCACAAGGAAAAUGGAUUCAGUUUGCAUCUCUCCCUCCUUUCAACAGCUUCUCCGCGUCUCAGCAUGGGCUUCUAGGACAGCGGCUGAGGAGACCUUCCCGAGGGGCAGCACGCAGUAGCUGCUGAGCCAUCGCACCCGGGAGAAGCAGCAGUAACAUGGCAGCCCCUGCUUGAGAGGAAUUAAACACCAACAGACUCCAUUCAGAGAGGAACAAUGUCCAAGAAAGGGCGAAAUAAGGGCGAGAAGCCCGAGGCGCUCAUUGUCGCCCUUCAAGCUGCCAACGAAGACCUCAGGACCAAGCUCACAGACAUCCAGAUAGAGCUACAUCAAGAGAAGUCCAAGGUAUCUAAACUCGAAAGAGAGAAAACUCAAGAAGCCAAGAGGAUCCGUGAGCUGGAGCAGCGCAAGCACACGGUCCUGGUGACCGAACUGAAAACCAAGCUCCACGAGGAGAAGAUGAAGGAGCUGCAGGCCGUGCGGGAGAAUCUCAUCAAGCAGCACGAGCAGGAAAUGGCCCGGACAGUGAAGGUGCGGGACGGGGAGAUCCAGAGGCUCAAGUCGGCGCUGUGUGCGCUCCGGGACGGCAGCAGCGACAAAGUAAGGACAGCGCUCACCAUCGAGGCCCGCGAGGAGGCCCGGAAACUGUUUGAUGCAGAGCGCCUUAAGCUCUUACAGGAAAUUGCGGACCUGAAAACGGCCAAGAAGCAGGUGGAUGAGGCGCUAAGCAAUAUGAUCCAAGCGGAUAAAAUCAAGGCUGGGGACCUCAGGAGUGAGCAUCAGUCCCACCAAGAAGCCAUCUCCAAGAUCAAGUGGGAGUCGGAGCGGGAUAUUCGGAGGCUGAUGGAUGAAAUCAAAGCCAAGGACAGGAUCAUCUUUUCCCUGGAAAAGGAACUGGAGACCCAAACAGGCUAUGUACAGAAACUCCAACUGCAGAAGGAGGCUUUGGAUGAACAGCUCUUUCUGGUCAAGGAGGCUGAAUGUAACAUGAGCAGUCCAAAACGAGAAAUUCCGGGAAGGGCAGGAGAUGGCUCUGAACACUGCAGCAGUCCUGAUUUACGAAGAAAUCAAAAGAGAAUAGCUGAGUUGAACGCCACUAUAAGAAAAUUAGAAGACAGGAAUACCUUGCUUGGAGAUGAACGAAAUGAAUUGUUAAAACGCGUGCGGGAAACCGAAAAACAAUGUAAACCUCUUCUGGAAAGGAACAAGUGCCUCGCCAAGAGAAACGAUGAACUGGUGGUGUCUUUGCAACGCAUGGAAGAGAAACUAAAAGCCGUUACCAAGGAAAAUUCAGAAAUGAGAGAAAAAAUUACAUCUCAUCCACCCUUGAAGAAAUUAAAAUCUCUGAAUGACCUCGAUCAAGCUAAUGAAGAACAAGAGACAGAGUUUCUAAAACUUCAGGUCAUUGAACAGCAGAACAUUAUUGAUGAGCUCACAAGGGACCGGGAAAAGCUCAUUCGUAGGAGAAAGCAUAGAAGAAGUUCCAAGCCAAUUAAGAGGCCUGUUUUGGACCCAUUUAUUGGCUACGAUGAGGACUCCAUGGAUUCAGAAACAUCAUCCAUGGCCUCAUUUAGAACAGACCGAACGCCAGCUACUCCUGAUGAUGACUUGGAUGAAAGUCUAGCAGCUGAAGAAUCUGAGCUACGAUUCCGACAAUUAACAAAAGAGUACCAGGCUCUCCAAAGAGCUUAUGCCCUCUUGCAGGAGCAGACUGGAGGCAUCAUUGAUGCUGAAAGAGAAGCCAAGGCUCAAGAGCAACUCCAGGCAGAGGUGCUAAGGUAUAAAGCCAAAAUUGAAGAUCUGGAAGCGACUCUGGCUCAGAAAGGGCAGGAUUCACACUGGGUAGAAGAUAAACAACUUUUCAUUAAGAGAAACCAGGAGCUUUUAGAAAAGAUAGAAAAACAAGAGGCAGAAAAUCACCGGCUCCAACAGGAACUGCAGGAUGCCAGAGACCAGAAUGAGCUGCUGGAGUUUCGAAAUCUAGAGCUAGAAGAAAGAGAGAGACGAUCCCCUCCAUUUAAUCUGCAAAUUCACCCAUUCUCAGAUGGUGUGAGUGCUCUACAGAUCUACUGUAUGAAAGAAGGUGUCAAGGAUGUGAACAUCCCUGAUCUCAUAAAGCAGCUUGAUAUCUUGGGUGAUAACGGGAAUUUAAGAAAUGAAGAGCAAGUGGCUAUAAUUCAGGCCAGCACUGUGCUGUCCCUGGCAGAAAAGUGGAUCCAGCAAAUUGAAGGAGCAGAGGCUGCCCUGCACCAGAAAAUGAUGGAAUUGGAAAGUGACAUGGAACAAUUCUGCAAAAUCAAAGGCUAUCUGGAAGAAGAACUAGACUACAGGAAACAAGCUCUCGACCAAGCAUAUAUGAGAAUCCAGGAACUAGAAGCGACUUUGUACAAUGCUCUGCAGCAAGAAACUGUUAUCAAGUUUGGUGAAUUAUUAACUGAAAAACAGCAAGAGGAGCUGAGGACAGCAGUGGAAAAGUUACGGCGGCAGAUGCUGAGGAAGAGCAGAGAGUACGACUGUCAGAUUCUACAGGAGAGAAUGGAGCUCUUACAGCAAGCCCAUCAGAGAAUUCGUGACUUAGAAGAUAAAACAGACAUCCAGAAAAGACAGAUAAAGGACUUAGAAGAAAAGAGUAACCGAAAACACGGAUAAGACCGCAGAAAAGCAGAUACUUCUAAACCUUCAAAGAUGGCAGAAAUGUUUACAGCAGUGAAAGGGAGAUCAAAAGCUUAGAACUAUAAUGUAGCCAGGACUACAACUGUGUAUUUUAAAGCCAUUAUUCAAGGUUUCUUACUUGACAGUUCCUACAUGACCCUGUUGAAAAUCUACAAUAUAUGCUGCAUUUAAUGAAACAUGUAUAGGUCAAACCAGAAGGAAAGAACUAUAAACAUAGAUUGCGAGAAGAAAACAAUUCAGCAAUGGAAACAGUUUCAGCAGAUCAAGCAAAGAUGUGUCUUGGGCAUGGAACCAAAGUUACAAAGAAACAUUCUACCUCUGCUGUGCAGGGGAUGUCAUUUUAAUGUAACACUACACCCCAUGGAAUCACUAGUCCUGAAAUAAACAUCAUUUUAAAAAAUCAAACAAAAAAAUAAGGGUGGGUGGGGAUUGAAGCACGAGGAAUACCCAUGAGGAGCUAUUUACAAUAAAAUAUUUCAUUUGAAAAGUC
Aethalodelphis obliquidens (Pacific white-sided dolphin) is the source of this 3312-nucleotide messenger RNA. RefSeq names its product janus kinase and microtubule interacting protein 2 (gene JAKMIP2). The coding region runs from base 366 to 2798 and encodes 810 amino acids. The transcript has 21 exons. The record is from RefSeq and is a predicted model, not a curated record. Gene Ontology annotation, molecular function: kinase binding; microtubule binding. Lineage: Eukaryota; Metazoa; Chordata; Mammalia; Artiodactyla; Delphinidae.